Molecule: messenger RNA, 756 nt
Organism: Polychytrium aggregatum
Lineage: Eukaryota; Fungi; Chytridiomycota; Chytridiomycetes; Polychytriales
Exons: 1
Coding region: 1-756 (251 amino acids)
Source: RefSeq, a predicted model, not a curated record
AUGAGCCACCCAGACAACGACAACGACAACGACAACGACAACGACAACGACAACGACAACGACAACGACAACGACAACGACAACGACAACGACAACGACAACGACAACGACAACGACAACGACAACGACAACGACAACGACAACGACAACGACAACGACAACGACAACGACAACGACAACGACAACGACAACCAUGCGCCGCGACCCAUGUCCAUUUCAGAUGCAAUGCCAGCGCUGCUCAAAAAGCUUGACUCGCUCCGUCGCCCGAAUGACUUGGGCCAAUCCGGCACGCAGCCUCCGGUCGAGGAUGAGCACGACGCAUCCUCUCCAUAUCCCAGCUCAGCCCGCCUCAGAGCCCUCACACUCGACUUCCGCAAGAAGCUGCGCCGCAAAAAAACCCAGACCAGCAUGCACUUGCUCCGAGCGGAAUGGCGCAAGAGUCUGCUCGCGCCAGGGUCAGCCCAGUAUGCGGCGGUCUCGCAGAGCCUCAGAUUGUCCAAAGAAUCGGCUGAUUUCAGAAUCGGGUCGCACUCGCGGGCCUCGCAUCCCACGGCGCCCGAACGCCAAGUCGAAAUUCGUCAAACUCCCGAAUGCAACGGCAGCGAUACCUACCAACUGCCUCCAACGCACCACGACAGCACGAACAUCAGAAAUUUCGCUGAGCAGACGGGCGGCCACCUCCAACUUUCCGCACAGGAGCCUCAGUCGAUGUCGCAUCAUGAAUAUAGCGACCUUGACAACUUGGAGUGGCCAUAA